Molecule: messenger RNA, 2740 nt
Organism: Plutella xylostella (diamondback moth)
Lineage: Eukaryota; Metazoa; Arthropoda; Insecta; Lepidoptera; Plutellidae
Product: NF-X1-type zinc finger protein NFXL1
Biological process (GO): regulation of DNA-templated transcription
Cellular component (GO): nucleus
Molecular function (GO): zinc ion binding; DNA-binding transcription factor activity, RNA polymerase II-specific; RNA polymerase II transcription regulatory region sequence-specific DNA binding
Source: RefSeq, a predicted model, not a curated record
UGGAUUGUCAAUGUCAAACGCUGUCAAAUCAAAUGUCAAACUUUACGAAAAUAAGCCGGCCACUGCAGUGCAGAAAAUACGAGUUUUUUGGACUUUUUACGAAUUUUCUUUAGUGUGAUGUUCAAUAAUUUAUCUAACUAAACCACGAUGUCGCGUAAAUACCGGGACGCGGCUGCGAAGCUGCAGCAGAACGUUCAGAAACAUCUUCAGGGAAUGAAAGAGGUUUCUUCCUCCGACGAUGAAGACCCAUACGAGUCGAGCGUGCUGGAGGGGGUGCUGCAGAGCUACCAGAGCCGCGGUGGCGACGCGCACAUGCUGCAGCGCACCAAGAACCUUCUAGAAGAGUCUCUGAGCGGCCGCGCCGUCACCUGCCUCAUCUGCAUAGGUUCCAUCAAGCGCCUCGACGCCAUAUGGACCUGCGGACACUGCUACUCCUAUUUCCACCUCUCCUGCAUUCAAAAGUGGUCCAAUGACAGCAUCAGUCUCCGCAGUGAAGAAAACCACGGCCCUAUUGCUGUGGUCAAGCCUAAGAAGAUAGAAUGGUGCUGCCCCAAGUGCCGCAACUCAUACUCCAAAGACGAGAUACCGCGCAAUUACUACUGCUUCUGUGGGAAGGCGAGGGACCCUCCGUGCCACCCGUGGCUGAUACCACACUCUUGUGGGGAGAUCUGUCAGAAGCGGCUGUCUGAUGGUGACAACUGCAAACAUAAAUGUCUUCUCCUCUGCCACCCCGGUCCGUGCCCCCCCUGCCCACAAAUGGUGAAUGGAGUCUGCUAUUGUGAGAAGGAACACAAGAAGGUGCGUUGCAGCUCUGCCAAAUGGUCGUGCGGGAGCCCCUGCAGGAGGCUCCUGUCCUGCAAGUCACACAAGUGUGAGAACACAUGUCACGUGGGUGACUGUCCACCGUGCACCUACACAAGUGUACAAUCUUGUCAGUGUGGGGCAGAAAAGGUGAAACGCCCCUGCAAUGAUCCAAAAUGGAGGUGCCUCAAGCCUUGCAACAAACCUUUCUCAUGCGGCUACCACAAGUGUGAAGAAAUAUGCCACUCAUCAGACUGUGGCCUCUGUCCAAACUCUGGAAUGAGAUCCUGCCCCUGCGGUGCAAACCAACGCUAUGUAGAGUGUCCCGAUGUGAUGGAAACCUGUCUAGAAACAUGUGGAAAGAUACAUGAAGAUUGUGGCCAUAGUUGUCCUGAAAAAUGCCACAAGGGCUCAUGCCCACCAUGUCUUGUGCUAGUGGAGAAGAAAUGCCACUGCGGCACCCACAUGAAGUCACUGCCCUGUAGCAAAGAUUUCCGAUGUGACACAAAAUGCAGAGGAAGCAGAGAUUGUGGCAAACAUGCUUGUGCUAAGAAAUGCUGCAACGGGAACUGUCCACCGUGUGAGAAAGUUUGUGACAAGCCACUUCAGUGUGGACGGCACAAGUGCUCCACAGUCUGCCACCGCGGACCCUGUUACCCUUGCCCAAGAGAAUCCAAAGUGACCUGCCGCUGUAAGGAGACAUCCAUCACUGUCCCAUGCGGCAGAGAGAGACACACCAAACCCCCAAGAUGUAGCCUCCCUUGCAAGAUCAAGUAUAAAUGUGGCCAUACCACAGAAAAUGUUCACCAAUGCCACUUUGGAGACUGCCCACCAUGUAAGGCCAUUUGUGACAAGUUGUAUGACUGCAACCACAAGUGUGUAGCCACAUGUCAUGAAUAUGUUGCAGUCACAUUCAAGCAGAUUGAGAAACCAGCAACACCCUGGGAAGUUCAGCAGCCUAAAACGAAAAUAAUGACAUUAGACUGCCCUCCAUGUGAGACAAAUGUUCCCAUGUCUUGCUUUGGUGGACAUGAAACAGUAUUCCAAAAAUGCCAUGUAGCCGCUCGCUACCCUUGUGGCAGGGAAUGUGGCAGAGAACUGCCAUGUAAAAAACACAUGUGUUCAUUACCAUGUCACCUCUUUGAGCAUGAAAAAUCGUAUCCAAACGUGCCUUCUAACUGUGAGCCAUGCGACCGAGAGUGUUUGGUUCCCCGUCCAGAGAAAUGUGUUCACAAAUGCCCCAGAUCCUCGUGUCACCCCGGAGAUUGCCCCCCAUGUGUUGUAGCAAAGAGGUUACCCUGUCACUGUGGGCUUAAUGAAUUGUACAUGAAGUGCAAUGAGUUUAUUGUGGCUAGUGAAGAGCAGUUGUCGUGCAAGCAGCAGUGCCCACGCAACAUGGCGUGCGGCCAUCGCUGCAGGAACUCCUGCCACCCCGGCCCGUGUCAGGGCCAAGUCUGUACCAAGAAGACGAAGGCUUACUGCUCAUGCGGGAACUUGAGGAAGGAGCUCCCGUGCAAUGUGGCUCGGGAUGGGAAGAAAGUAGAUUGCGACGAAUCCUGCAAAGCUAAGCAGUUGGCUGCGAUGUUGGAGAAAGAGAACGAGGAAAAGAGGAGAAAGGAACAGGAAGAAGAGAAGAAUAGGAGGGAGCUGGCGGAGUACGAGUGGAAGCUGAGCGGGAAGAAACGGAAGCACAAGGAGAGGAGGGUUGUUGAGAAUGCGGACGAUCGCAGUCUGCUGCAGAAGUUCUGGAUCCCAGUGACAGCAGUUACGGUACUGGUGUCGGCGGCUCUUUACUACGUCUUAUUAAUAGAAUAGGCGAUUUAUGCUGUUUUACAAUAGUGUUGCUAUUUAGAUAUCCACUAUACAAGUACCAUCUAUUGUAUUGUAAAUAUAAAGGCAGUCAUUAUUUAUUGUAAAGAGACAAAAAAUUUCUAGGUAG